Messenger RNA from Aspergillus steynii IBT 23096, 1473 nucleotides. RefSeq names its product GNAT family N-acetyltransferase. Lineage: Eukaryota; Fungi; Ascomycota; Eurotiomycetes; Eurotiales; Aspergillaceae. The coding region runs from base 1 to 1473 and encodes 490 amino acids. The record is from RefSeq and is a predicted model, not a curated record. The transcript has 2 exons. Gene Ontology annotation, biological process: siderophore biosynthetic process.
AUGCGACACAAUACGUGUCACCUGCCCAAUGGGCAACUCUUCACUGUCACACCCGUGUUUGGUGGCGUCAUGUUCAAGUCAAAGGAUGCGCAUACCAGCAGCUCCAUUCUGCCUCCGGGCUGGAACAUCGUCCUCUCCACCAAACAUCACGGCGAUCAACCCACUCUGGAAGGCCAGGCGGCCGAGGAGACGGGGGACCAAGAGACAGGUCCCAUUCAGGGCAAAUUCAUCUCUCCCACUCUGCAAGAUGACAGUCUCUAUAUCUCGUAUAUGGUCAACCCCUCGGACAGUGACUAUAAGCCACCCACUUCACCCACCCGUCAGAUUGCGAUGAUGCUCUGGGUUACCCUGUGGUGGUACUUCCACGAACCGGAGCCCAACCCGCAUAUGCAAACGGAGGCGUCGGCAAACACGCCUCCGUGGGGAAGACCGAAGGGGGACUGGCGCAUCUACCUCCGGCGGGAGGGCAUCUUCAAGGGUCGCAAUCUGUUACAGAAGCUGGAGCGCAUGGGGAUCAUCAGCAGCGAGGCGUCCUGCGUCGGUGCUGACCCGUCCGAUCAAGACAUCUGGAGCUCGAUGUUCGUCAGCCGACGCUCGUUCUGGCAGCUCGAUCCCCGGCUGUUUCUCUUCACCCUGACGCCGCAGUCCUCGGCACACACCUUUGCCCCCGCGCGCAACAGUAUGUACCUUGCCGAGUCUCACGCCACCUCGGGGGAGGCCCUAGCUCCGUACGCACCCAGCGAGGGGCCGUAUGCCUCUGGAAGCCAUCUCCCGACGUACUUUCCGCCGCCGCCCACCCAGUACAUCUACACGAAUGGAGUGCGGCACCCCGUCCGGCCCAAGCCGCCUCACCAGGGCGAGGUGUUUUACGUGCGGUACAUCCCUAGCGUGCAGCAGUACCUGUCCUUCCGGGUGCCUUAUCUGCCUUCUGCCAAGACGAGAGGGCCGGCCUCGUCUGCGCUGCAGAAUGACGGCCCGUCCGAUCUAGACCUUCUGCACAAGUGGAUGAACGAUCCCCGAGUGAAUGCGUCCUGGGGAGAGGGCGGUCCAAUCGAGAAGCAGGAGGAGUUUUUGCGCCACAACUUGAGUAGCCGACACAGCUUCCCGGUGAUUGGAUGCUGGGACGGGAAACCGUUUGGGUACUUUGAGCUUUACUGGGUCAAGGAGGACCGUCUGGGCCCGCUCAUUGGGGGAGCGGGCAACCACGAUCGGGGCAUCCAUUUGCUGGUGGGCGAGCAGGAAUUCCGAGGUGCCCACCGAGUUGCCAUUUGGCUCGAUGCGUUGGUGCACUGGUGUUGGCUGUCGGAUCUGCGCACGGAGACGGUCAUGUUGGAACCCCGGGUGGAUAACGUCAAGGUCAUUGAGUACCUUCAGCGAUCGGGCUUCUACAAGGAGGGUGAGGUUACAUUCCCCCAUAAGCAGUCGGCCGUGAUGAAGAUCAAACGAGAUUCGUGGGAGGCGCCGGCUGCGUAA